GAGUUUCAAUAAAAAAGAAGAAGAAUGAAUGUCAUUUAAAAAAUUUUCAAAAUAGUUUACAAAAACAGAUUAAUAAUUAGAUUAAAAUACUGAAUAUUACAAUAUGUAAAUAAAUUUAUUUAUAAAAUUACAAAAUGAUAAAUAUAGCAAGAGUACCUGUUUUAGUAGGUAACUUUAGAAGAUCUAGUCGUACUUAUCCAAUAUUAACGCAAUCAUGGAAUAUAACCAACUCUCUAAGUCAUAAUUUAGUUAGAUUCAAUCACAAGAAACCUUUUAAAAGAGAUGAAGCGAAAAGAUUACAUUUUUUUGUGGUUUUGAAAUACGUACAGUAUGUAAAAAAUAUCGGCAGGGUAUUAGAAAAAAAAUUUCCGAAAGCAUUAGCCACUUAUAGACAGUUCGUUGAAGGUACCAAAGAAUUUAUUAAAGACACUAAAGAAUAUCUCAGAGUAGUUAGAUACCUUUAUAAUCCUGAAAAGAAUUUCAACAAUUUAUUAAGGAGAGAAAUCGAACUUUAUUACCAAUUACCGAAAGAUAUGAAAAGAAUCGGUCCGAUUUUGGUGUUGUUCAUGCUACCGGUUGUCCCAUAUAUAUCCCUACCAAUAUUAUACUUGUUCCCAAGGCAAUUAUUAUGUUCACACUUCUGGAGCUUACAACAAAAGGCCGAUUUCCAAAUUUUGAAUCUAAGGGACAGACUCGUUCACAACAGGCCCGUAUUUAGGCAUUUACAAACCCAAAUGGAUUUUUUAAAACCCCAUCAUUUGUAUGAACCUUGGAAAUCUGUGAUAGCAAACAUAGGAAGUGGACAACAUCCUUCUGUUGAAAAUAUUGUAGUUUGUAAGACUUUAUUUGCUCAAGAGCCGUACUGUCUACUUUAUUUAAGCAGGAAUCACGUGAAGCAUCUGUUGAAGAUGCACGGUAUGAGAAGUGGAUUUUUCUUCAGAAGGAGGCGGUUGGCAUAUAGGGCCUUUAUUUUGAGAGAAUUGGAUAAGGCUAUUAAAAGAGAAGGGGGCGUUAAUAAUCUGCCGCUUGACGCCCUUAAAAGGGCGUGUUUCAUGAGAGGUUUGAAUCCAACGAAUUUAAGUAACGAAGAAAUGAUUAAAUGGUUGGGCGAUUGGAUAAAAUUGACCGAUUCUGUAGACAAAGAUUCUUAUUCUUUAUUACUACAUGCCCCAAUUUUAUUAGCUUAUAAUGCCCCAUCAAAUUGGAAACUCAUUUAUAAAGAUAAAUAGAAUUUAUAAAACAAAUAACUACUCGUCUGUGAUUAUUAGAUGUAUAACAACAAAAUAAAUGACAAAUAUUUUUUUAAAAAGUUGGUUCUUCAAGUAAAAAUUGAUAUUUGACAUUAUUGAUGGUCAAUAACAUGUUCCCAAGAUAUAAUUUUGUUGUUUUACCGGUUAUAUUUUCAUUUACACCUUGUAUAAGAAUGCUUUUAUUUCAAUAACAAAUAUUUUUAUAAACUACAUCCGGCAACACAGCAUAUCUGUAUAAGAUUUACAACUAACUUCACGUAUAUUUGAACACGCUUCACAUAACAGGGUUGCCAAGCAUUCAUUCAAAUUGUUUUUAUUGAAAUUAAUUAAUUUUUUAAUAUAAUAAAAACGAAAUGCCAUUUUUUCAACGUCAUUUAGAAAUUAAAUAUUCUGUUAGUUUUGUUUGCAUUUUUAUUUAUAAUGAAGUUUUUAUUUUUAAAAAAAUGUUUUGUAAUACUAAUUACUCGUUGUUCCAAAGAAUUUUUGUCAUUUAGUUAAAGAAAAGUUAUCAAUAAGUCUGACAACACUGCCAUAACUUCGUAAUAUAUUGGUGGCAACUUAUAAUAGUGGUUUUACGUUGAAAAAUGUGACUUUUCUUUUUGUUGACAAAAUUAUAUAUGAAUUUAGUAUUAUUUUAAUAAAAUUACCUAUAAAUUGUAGAUUGUUUUCAAUUUAAAUGUUUGUUAAUUGCUUUUAAAAUUCGAAAUAUAUUUUGCUCCACUUA
Molecule: messenger RNA, 1974 nt
Organism: Diorhabda carinulata
Lineage: Eukaryota; Metazoa; Arthropoda; Insecta; Coleoptera; Chrysomelidae
Product: LETM1 domain-containing protein 1
Exons: 4
Coding region: 135-1229 (364 amino acids)
Biological process (GO): intracellular monoatomic cation homeostasis
Cellular component (GO): mitochondrial inner membrane
Molecular function (GO): ribosome binding
Source: RefSeq, a predicted model, not a curated record